This is a messenger RNA of Drosophila kikkawai, 1225 nucleotides long. RefSeq lists its product as uncharacterized. The record is from RefSeq and is a predicted model, not a curated record. NCBI's taxonomy places the organism in Eukaryota, Metazoa, Arthropoda, Insecta, Diptera, Drosophilidae.
CACAUUCAGUUCGAAAAAGUCAGUCUACGUGCCCAGGAGUGCCUAGAGGAUCGGAAAUACACAAUACCUGAAAAUAUAAUACACCUACAUAUAGUUUAAGAAAGGAUAACAGCCAUGCAUAGAUCCGUGUUGCUGCUGCUGAUGUCUGCGCUCCUUCUUAGCGCGGCAGUUGCUCUGCCGCUGAGCCUGGAGGAGUCCGCCGAGACGUCCUGGCUCGAUCUGCUUCUGGAGGACACCUGGGAGUCAGAAGAGCAACUGGAAUUGCUGGAUACCUCUAGCCAUGAAAACGCCAUCCACAAGCGCGCUGCCAAGGAUUCGAGCAGCUCUUCCGAAGAGCACAAGGACAAGGAAAAGGACAAGGCGAACAGCUCCGGAGCCUCUUCGUCCGAGGAGCAAAAAACGACAACAGAUCAUGCUGCAGAGGAAUCCACCACCCAAGCCGCUGCCAGGAGACGUCGGCAAACAAUCACGAAGUUCUCUAUAAAAAACCUUCCGGUUUGCUUUGAUGAGGAUUUUGAAAUUCCUGGAGCUGACCCUAGUUAUUUAGAAGAGUACAAGAGAAUAAUGUGUUCGCAGUUUUGGCGGCUUAUGCUCGUUGCCUCGAGCCACUCCCCGACUUCUGAGACAGCUGAGGAUCCGAUCAACACCGAAAAUGCCAUCCAAAAGCGGGCCGCCAAGGAUCCGAGCAGCUCCUCCGAGGAGCACAAGGACAAGGCAAACAGUUCUGGGGAAUCUUCAUCUGAAGAACACAAAACCACCACGCAGGCCACUGCCAGGAGACGUCGGUCCCUUCACCCUCUUCCGUUUUGUGGUCGGAUGGCUGCUGGAAUUGUGAGGAAAUAUAAUCUAGAAGAAACCGAAUUGAAAACAUACAAUGACAUGUGUUUGUCAAUGCUGCGACACAUGAAUCGAAAUGAAGAUGGCGAAAAGGUUAAUCAAGACGAAGAUUUUGAAACAGAGCGUUUCAGGCGUGAGGUCAAUGAACAGGAUCAGCCACUGGUGCAGAAGGCCAGCGGUGAACUGGAGCUGGAUGCCCAGGCGGAGAAGGAGCUGGACGAGGAGAUGGCACGGGCUGUGGCAGAUGUCAAGGAUAAUGGCAGCAUCGAGGAUUACGCUCAGGGCUGCGAGGUCAUGGAGGUCAGCUCAAAGGAGGCCAACGAGGCCACUUAUGCGGAGUGAUCAGCAGAAAACCUUAAAAAGUACAAAUAAAGAAAAUAUAAUAUAA